Messenger RNA from Passer montanus (Eurasian tree sparrow), 2678 nucleotides. Its product is annotated as probable G-protein coupled receptor 83. The transcript is spliced from 5 exons. Gene Ontology annotation, molecular function: neuropeptide Y receptor activity. Bases 341 to 1579 code for a protein of 412 amino acids. NCBI's taxonomy places the organism in Eukaryota, Metazoa, Chordata, Aves, Passeriformes, Passeridae. Gene Ontology annotation, cellular component: membrane. Gene Ontology annotation, biological process: neuropeptide signaling pathway. The record is from RefSeq and is a predicted model, not a curated record.
GUGUGCGGUGCGGGGUGUGCGGUGUGGAGUAUCCAGCGCAGGAGCCCGAGAAGCCGCUGCUGCCCCUUGGGACCGGGCACGGUCAGGAACAAAAACGAGAAUUCAGGUUGUUGCUGGAAAGAUGUCCUUGGAUUUGUUUAGAGCAGAAGGUGAGCGUUUCUGCAUUGGGAAGAAGUUCCUGCGACAGCAGCACAGGAUGGUCAGGCAGCCUGCUUGAGCCAGAGCUCACCUGUGAAGUUCUGGCUCUUCUUGCUGUGUGAGGGUGUGUGGUCCCAAACCAGCCUGUUUCUGUGACACCACUGGUACUGCUCCCAGCAGGGAAGACUGGGAUUGACCUUCCAUGCCUCACUCGCUGCUUCAGCCAUCCAGGUCACAGGUGAUGGGCUUUCUUGAGGAGUUUGACCAUUACUCUUCCCUGGCCAAACUCAUGUCCAUCUACCACGCAACCAACAGGAGCAUCUUCAACUGGACAGAGAGCCGCAUUGUUGAGUGGGAGAAAUUUGCUGAGCUAGCUAAAUAUGAGCCAGAAUCCCAGAAACCAACAGUGAAAGCGCUGCUAAUCAUGGCAUACUCGGUCAUUAUUGUCACGUCUCUCUUUGGGAACAUGCUGGUGUGCCACGUGGUGCUGAAGAACAAGAGGAUGCACUCAGCCACCAGCCUCUUUAUCGUCAACCUGGCGGUGUCAGACAUCAUGAUCACACUGCUCAACACACCUUUCACCUUGGUCCGCUUUGUGAACAGCACGUGGGUUUUUGGAAAGGCCAUGUGCCACAUCAGCCGCUUUGUGCAGUACUGCUCCCUCCACGUGUCCACACUGACCCUGACGGCCAUCGCUCUCGACAGGCACCAGGUCAUCCUGAACCCUCUGAAGCAGAGAAUGUCCCUGACAAAGGGAGCUCUGAGCAUCUCUGUUAUCUGGCUGAUGGCAACCUGUUUCUCCCUGCCCCAUGCUGUCUAUCAAAAGCUUUUCCAGUAUAACUACAGGGAAGCCACUGUCCGGAGUCUGUGCCUCCCUGACUUCCCCGAGCCUGCAGAGUUGGUCUGGAAGUAUCUGGACCUGUCUACCUUUCUCCUCCUUUACCUCCUGCCCCUGCUGAUCAUCACCGUCACCUACAUGCGCCUGGCCAAGAAGCUGUGGCUCCGCAAUGCCAUCGGGGACGUCACCAGGCAGCAGUACGUCACCCACCACAGGAACAAGAAGAAGAGCAUCAAGAUGCUGGUGCUGGUGGUGGUGGUCUUUGCAGUCUGCUGGUUCCCCCUGAACUGCUACGUGGUGCUGAUCUCCAGCCUGGGCAUCAAGACAAGGAACUCGCUCUAUUUCGCGCUGCACUGGUUCGCCAUGAGCAGCACCUGCUACAACCCCUUCAUCUACUGCUGGCUGAACGAGAGCUUCCGCACGGGGCUGCGCUCCCUGCUCUGCAUCUGCCAGAAGGGGACACAGCCUCGGGAGCAGGCGCUGCCACCCAGGGCCACGUCCUGCCGCGAGGCGUGGCUGGAGCAGGCCCGCUGCAGGAAGGGACCGGCCUCCCAGGCCAGCUGCUCCACCAGGAACCUCCCGACAGCCAACACGGACCUGUGAGCCACGGGGCUGAGGGGACCUGCCUGCUUGUGGCAGGCACCAAAGGGCAUCUCCCAGUCUCUCCUCGGGAGCCAGCAUUGCUGCUCUCUUGUUUUACUGCUGAUUUUUUGGCUUGUCUUACUCUAGCCGCUCCUCUGCUUGGCGUGGUGGGCACACAGCCUUUCCAGCACUCUACCAGUGAAACCCACGCUGCAGCUGGCCCAGGGGGCAGGAAUAUGUGCAGGGGACAUGGAGCUUCUCAGACAUCGUGAUCUGCUUUCAGGUUUUCCCAUUUAUUGCUAUCAGAGGGAGUGGACCCAGGUUUCUGCCACUGGCUGUAACACGUGUGAUAACGUGGGGCUCUGCACAGCAGCAGAAACAAAUCCGUGAUGACAGGUGUCUGAAGGAAGGACUUGGGCAUGCAGAUGAACUCCAUCCACAGGGAGCCUCACCAAUUAGUGUAUAGCAAAGCCUCCUACAGAGGUAAGGGUUGUUUACAGAGAUUUUGCUGUCAGAUUCUGCUGCUCCUCCUGCCCUGUCUGUCCCCCCCACAGCAGCUGGAAGCCAGCCCUAGACAAGGGGAGCAGGGAUGCACCCCAGGAGCCAUGGCUGUAGGCUCAGAUGGCACGAUGACAGAUUCAUGUAGUCCACUGAGAAGUUAUUUUUAUUAUAAAUAUAUUUAUUCAGUAAAGAGAGCUACACUGGCACUUUAUAAAAGGCCACAAAAUAUUUCAUCAGGGCUGUAGCAUUCACUCACUGAAGAAUGGAAUCAUUCUGCAUUGUUACUGGUUGCUGUAAAAGUCUCAUUUAAACAACAGGAGGGCAAGAAAGGGCCAGAAGGAAUGUUCUGUGAGGAGCAACCAAGGACUCUGGGGCUGUCUGGUUGGUGCAAGCCAGGUGAUGGAUUUCAGUAGCCCAAGGGCAGCCGUGUCUGCUGGGGGGCUCCUGGUCUGCCCUGGUGAUAGCCUAGACACACCUUCAGCCCAGAGAGGCAGUGGGGGAGCUGGGUGGCUUGAGGGAAUAAGAACAUACUCCCACCACCUUCCCAGGGGAGAAUAAGCCAGACCAAAGAAGGGAAACUAAGGACUGAUUUUUUUUUUUUUUAAUUUUUUUUUUUUUU